Molecule: messenger RNA, 965 nt
Organism: Bolinopsis microptera
Lineage: Eukaryota; Metazoa; Ctenophora; Tentaculata; Lobata; Bolinopsidae
Exons: 3
Coding region: 42-965 (307 amino acids)
Source: RefSeq, a predicted model, not a curated record
GGCUGCAUUGCAGCUCUGCUGUUACAACUUGCCCCUCUGCCAUGGGGCACAGUCCGUGUUAUUCCAAGAGGAGGAGUCUUACUGGGGAGUAUUUUAGAACUGUGCUGGGAAUGGAGAAAAAGGUGCCGCUAUCGGCUGUUAUUGUGGUGGAUGAUCUCAAGGAAGCUGAGGACGAGCACCCAAGAUCAACUUCAAGCGUGAAAAGACAACGAAAGCUGAUGAAAUCGAUUGAGAAAUCCUUCAAGACAGGAGAUAGUAGUUCUAGUAAUAGAGAGAAAGUAAGGAAUUCGGCGCGGUUGUGGAGUACCCUGUCCAACGAGAUCUCUUCCGUUAUUCAAAAUGUGAAAAGAAACAUACCCAGGCACAACACAGACAGUAUUUCCUCUGAAAACUCAGUCUCGAGCGAAGAGGGAUUCGAAGAAGAUUCUGAAGAAUACAGCAAUGCCCCGACCCGUAUAUCCAUGACCAGUCUAAAUAAAGAAACCAAAACAACCUGUGCUAAUAUUGUAUCUGAGACUGGGGAUGAUCUACCGGAACACUCCGGAGCGACCCACAAAACCAGAAUCAACUCUGUCUCCAGUGAUCCAUCCUCCAAGAAGAAAAUCUCCCUCUCAGCAUGGAAUGGAGAGGACAGUUUAUCGAGGAGACUUGGUCGGUCUCUUAAUAUCAAGCAGGGUUCUAUUAGGAAGAAGGGAAAAAGCUUUUUAUCUAGCUUGGAAGACAUGCUGCAGAAGACUGCAUCUAGGAAAGCUGCUGCAUGCAUGCAGAGGGAGGUCGGCGUUAAAACGGAAGAUGGGGCUGGAACGAGUGGGAAUGAAAGCAAAAGUGACAAGAAUUUGAGUGGAAUAAAAAUUAAUCAUGGAGCUGUAUCAAUAUUGAACAUCGAGUCAUUCGAACAAACAAACUCAAUGGCUGCGGAUGGUUGUUUUGAAAUGGACUGUGAUGCUAAGACUAGACUAAAGUGA